CCUCGCCCCCCGGGAAGUCCCGGGCCCCUGCCCUAUGUCCCGCAAGGCGAGCGAGAAUGUGGAGUACACGCUGCGGAGCCUGAGCAGCCUCAUGGGCGAGCGGCGCAGGAAGCAGCAGGAGCCAGACGCGGCGAGCGCGGCCGGGGAGCGCAGCCUUCUGGCGGCCGCCGAGUCGAGCGCCAGCCUGCAGAGCGCGGGCGCGGGCGGCGGCGGCGUCGGGGACCUGGAGCGCGCGGCGCGGCGGCAGUUCCAGCAGGACGAGACCCCCGCCUUCGUGUACGUGGUGGCCGUCUUCUCCGCGCUGGGCGGCUUCCUGUUCGGCUAUGACACCGGCGUGGUGUCGGGGGCCAUGCUGCUGCUCAAGCGGCAGCUCAGCCUGGACGCGCUGUGGCAGGAGCUGCUCGUGUCCAGCACCGUGGGGGCGGCCGCCGUCUCGGCGCUGGCCGGCGGGGCCCUCAACGGCGUCUUCGGCCGCCGCGCCGCCAUCCUGCUGGCCAGUGCCCUCUUCACGGCCGGGUCCGCGGUGCUGGCCGCGGCCAACAACAAGGAGACGCUUCUUGCCGGCCGCCUGGUCGUGGGGCUCGGCAUCGGCAUUGCUUCCAUGACAGUGCCCGUGUAUAUCGCCGAGGUCUCCCCGCCCAAUUUAAGAGGUCGCUUAGUCACCAUCAAUACCCUUUUCAUCACCGGAGGCCAGUUCUUUGCAAGUGUUGUUGAUGGAGCCUUCAGUUAUCUCCGGAAGGAUGGAUGGAGGUACAUGUUGGGACUUGCAGCAAUUCCAGCAGUUAUACAGUUUUUUGGCUUUCUGUUUUUACCUGAAAGCCCUCGAUGGCUGAUUCAGAAAGGACAGACUCAGAAAGCCCGUAGAAUUUUGUCUCAAAUGCGUGGUAACCAGACCAUUGAUGAGGAAUAUGAUAGCAUCAAAAACAACAUUGAAGAAGAGGAAAAAGAGGUUGGCUCAGCUGGACCUGUGAUCUGCAGAAUGCUGAGUUAUCCCCCAACUCGCCGAGCUUUAAUUGUGGGUUGUGGUCUACAAAUGUUCCAACAGCUCUCAGGCAUUAACACCAUCAUGUACUACAGUGCCACCAUUCUGCAGAUGUCUGGUGUUGAAGAUGACAGACUUGCGAUAUGGCUGGCUUCGGUGACAGCCUUCACAAAUUUCAUAUUCACGCUCGUGGGGGUCUGGCUUGUCGAGAAAGUUGGCCGCAGGAAGCUUACCUUUGGCAGCUUAGCAGGUACCACUGUGGCACUCCUUGUUCUUGCUCUGGGAUUUCUGCUGUCUGCGCAGGUUUCCCCACGCAUCACUCUUAAACCAGUCGUUCCAUCCGGACAGAACAGUACUUGUACAAGAUACAGUUACUGUAACGAAUGUAUGUUGGAUCCAGACUGUGGUUUCUGCUACAAGAUGAACAAAUCAACUGUCACUGACUCCUCCUGUGUUCCAGUUAAUAAGGCAUCUACAAAUGAGGCAGCCUGGGGCAGGUGUGAGAAUGAAACCAAAUUUAAAACAGAAGAUGUAUUUUGGGCUUACAAUUUCUGCCCUACACCAUACUCCUGGACUGCACUUCUGGGCCUUAUUUUAUAUCUUGUUUUCUUCGCACCUGGAAUGGGACCAAUGCCUUGGACUGUGAAUUCUGAAAUAUAUCCCCUUUGGGCAAGAAGUACAGGAAAUGCAUGUUCAUCUGGAAUAAAUUGGAUUUUCAACGUUCUGGUUUCACUGACAUUUUUACACACAGCAGAGUAUCUUACAUAUUAUGGAGCCUUCUUCCUUUAUGCUGGAUUUGCUGGUGUGGGACUCAUUUUCGUCUAUGGCUGUCUUCCUGAGACCAAAGGGAAAAAAUUAGAAGAAAUUGAAUCACUCUUUGACAACAGGUUAUGUACAUGUGGCGCUUCAGAUUCUGAUGAAGGGAGAUAUAUUGAAUAUAUUCGGGUGAAGGGAAGUAACUAUCAUCUUUCUGACAACGAUGCUUCUGAUGUGGAAUAAUUUUCAGAUGCUGAUUUAUUUAGGUAUUUAAACAAACCUGGGGGACAAAAGCAGCAAUUGGUGACCUCAGUGCCCUGCUUUUAAUCUGGUUCUUUCCACAGUCUAGUUUUGAAUGACCUCAUAAUCUAGAAUAUUUGAUUAGGAGGAAGAUACAACCAUGAUGACAUUUUUUUUUCACAAGCAGAAAUGUAAAACAAUAUUUAGAGAUUUUAAACUAAUAAUUACUGAACAAAUGUAUGUAAUUCCUUCCUGAGGUAGUCUAAAAUGAAUAUUGUAUCCAGUGACUUCAGUGGUAUCCUUUUUUCCUAAAACCAUAUAUAAUUAUUAGUGGCAGUAGAAUCAGUGCUAAUCUAGCUUAAUUGUAUGAUAUACUUAUGAAGAAAGAUUCUGGGAUAAGAUCCGAGGGUGUUUUCUGUCAAAACAUGGCCUGUUGGCCCUAAAUUUUCCUAGGGACAAGUAGCUUAUCCGUGAUCAGCUAUUAGAAAGAUUCUGUUUAAGCUUUCAACAAAUUCAAAAGUACCUCAUACAGAGGCACAAUUGUCCUUAUCUCCUGUGGAUUCCACAUUUUGGUCUCUCUCUCCAAAUCAGAUCUUGAGAGUUCAGAAACUGACUCUGCACAGGACCCUUUGAACACUAUGAAAAGCAGGUCUUUUAGGGUUUAUUUUCAUACAUAUUUUUUGCAUUGGUGAUAAGUAUACAUUUGCACAGAUAAGCUAGCAAGUUUUGAUAAGUAUAUUUUAUUGCUAGAAAGUAAGAAAGAAAACAUUUUUCUGGAUCCCUGAUUUUAGUCACUUAGGUAUGCAACUAUAAACACAAAAUAGCACCAGAUCUUUGACUGUGUUUCAGGGUUUCUGUUCAUGCCAAAAUCUCCUGAUGCUUACCAUGCCUUCACUCAUCGCCUCUGGAGUCCUACUAUUUGUGCCUUCAUUUGUGUCAAUAUAAAUAGCUGCCAGCAGCCUAUUUUCCCCCUUCUUUUAAUUGAGUAAUUCCUGAAGCAAAAAAGAAAGAAAGAAAAUCAGUGACAGAUAAUCCAGCGGUUACUGAUGUUUUGUUUAAUUAAAUAGUGGGACUUAUUUUUUCCUUAGUUUUUUAUUAACUCUUAAGGGAACUGUGACAUUACUUAAAAGUACUAGUCUUUUUUUUUUAAGAACAUAAACUCAUUUUU
Enhydra lutris kenyoni (northern sea otter) is the source of this 3146-nucleotide messenger RNA. RefSeq names its product solute carrier family 2 member 13. The record is from RefSeq and is a predicted model, not a curated record. The transcript has 10 exons. Gene Ontology annotation, cellular component: membrane. Gene Ontology annotation, biological process: transmembrane transport. Lineage: Eukaryota; Metazoa; Chordata; Mammalia; Carnivora; Mustelidae. Bases 35 to 1981 code for a protein of 648 amino acids. Gene Ontology annotation, molecular function: myo-inositol:proton symporter activity.